UUGGUAAACCCAUAAUAUACUGAGAGUGACUACAUGGAUUAAUACAACGGGAGCGGAAACAUAAAACAUGGGAGACCUGGAGUGUGGCUUUGAAGAAAUGCAAGGGGUGAGAUUGGGAUACCUGCUCAUCAGAGGCAAGCAAAUGUUUGCUUUGUCUCAGGUCUUCACCGACCUGCUGAAGAACAUCCCCCGGACCACGGUGCACAAGCGCAUGGACCACCUGAACGUGAAAAAGCACCACUGCGACCUGGAGGAACUGCGGAAGCUUAAAGCAAUCAACUCUAUAGCUUUCCAUGCCGCUAAAUGCACCCUCAUAUCGCGGGAGGACGUGGAGGCUCUGUAUUUCUCCUGCAAGACGGAGCGGGUGUUGAAGUCCCACAAAAGGAAAGCGAAAGCGGUGUGUUCCCCCGGGGAUGAGGACGCGUCCCCGGGGCUCCUCCAUGCGGACGCCGAACUGUGGAAGGAAAAAGUUUGGUUUAGUUUGCACGGUGUCCCGGAGACUCUCACACUUCACAACAAAACAGGCAGGAAGAGAGAGCUGACUCCUUGCCUUACCGACUCCAAACUACCUCAAUUUUACCAGAAAACCAACGGACGGGAGCACCGUUCGGUGACUAAGCCCAGUCACAAACACUUUAAAAACUAUGAAACAGAUAAAAUAGCAGGGAAUCGUGUUACUUUGAGCCAAAGGCACUCGUUUUUCAGGAGCGCGGUGAGCCGGCAGCCGGUCGUGCUUCAGUCCGCCAUAGCUGCUCAGUCCAGGCUCUCGCGCUCAGCCGGCGACCUACUUCACAAAAGGAAGAGGAGGCGCGAGGGGGGCGGCGGCAGGGACAGCGCGAGGCACUCGUGGAGCAGGAGCAGACACGCGCACCACCACGUACCGCCGGUGCUGCUCGUACAACCCAAAUCACCCGGCAGUCACGGGACUUCUUUUGGUGCUUUCCACCUCGGUCCGGAUUUCUACCUUGACCCCAGACCUCACCAUCAUCAUCACCACCAGCAUCACCAUCAUCAUCAUCACCACCACCACGAGCCCAGUUUCCCGGAGAGUUACAGCAGCGACACCGAGUCCAGCACCUACUCCGACCGGGCGUACCCCGACUCGGACUUUGGGUCUGGCCUCUCCACCUCCAGCAACUCCGGGAGCUCCGAGGAAGAAGAGGAAGGCGAGGACGAAGAUGACACGCAGUCAGAUAGUUCAGAGGUCAGCUCAGACGAGGAGGAAAGCUCCUCUCAGUCCGACUCGAGCUCUGUUUCAAGCCGUGUUUCGGUCCAGAGCAUCAGGUUCAGACGGGCCCGGGUCGGUUCUCUCGCCAAAACUCUCAACACUAGUAAAGCACCUUUGGUCCUGCAGCCCACGUUUCACUACAACAACCAGCAUCAACACGAGAAACAGCACAGGACACUGGGCCAUGCUGCCGCCUCACAGCCAGGGGACCGACAGGAGAAACGCCAGAAAUGUGAAUUUAUAUGCAGUGAAACUAGAAAGGACUUUGGACCCUUAGAACCACAAAAAUGUAACUCGACUGUCACGGGGGAGAGCUUUUUCACUGAGUCCAAAAGGGGGAAAGCGUUUGAGGCUGAUCCAAACAGGGUUGGUCGUGUGGUCGAGCUGGCCCCUUAUUCACCGGGACCCAACCGGAAUAAGGCCUUUCACCCCUCACGCAGGACACCGGGGCACCCCACCAAGUGCCCCCCGGGAUUGAGCGCACAGUGUGACCAGGACAAAGAAGCCAGGCUGCCCAAAUGUACCGACAAAAGAGAGGCGAAAGCCAGCAGCCUAAAACCGCCCAGUCCACUGAAAAAAAUAAAGAUCGAGCCAGAGGAGCUCUGUGUGACCGCAGCCCCCCACUCGGACAGCGGCAGGACAGUCAGGACGCCACCCUUCAACCUCCACAAUGUGAAAGUUAAAGUGGAGGAAAGCUGUGAUGAAUAUGAAUACCAGAGCCAGGCCACUGUAGUCAAAUGUAAAGAAGAUAAGACAGAGAGCAGCAAUGGCCAAUAUCCCAUCAAACACGGGGAUUUUUUCAACAGCGGGAUUAAAGCCACGGAGAAGAGCCCUGAUGUGCCCCCCAGGUCCCCGUGUGGUCCUCAGGAAUACAGGAGCACCCAGGACAGCCCAUGUAUAGAGGAGUGGGAGCCCAGGAACAAAACCUGCAGGGUUCCGCUACUGGGGAGAAAAAAACCCCGAGUUUCCAGGACGCAAACAAAACAAAACGUGCCCAGGGUCAACAAGACUGCCUCUUCUUCUUCAUCGUCGUCGUCUUCUUCGUCUUCUUCUUCGUCUUCUUCUUCUCGUCCCGCGGGCUGCGAGGAGGUAUCCACGGUGGAUUUACCGAGCAGACGCAAACGCAGCACCGUAGCAUCGCCUGCAAAAAUGCCUUUCAGCCUGAUGGCAAAUUUCCCAUCCCCGCCGUCGCUGGUUGUUGGCAGCGACGGGGAUUUGUGCAAUGCUUACUCCCUGAACUCGCUGAGGGGCCCCGGGCCUCCCCCUCCGUCCCACCCCGUGUGGAGGUGGCAGCCAGGCGGCCAGAUUCUCCCUCCCCCACACGCUCAGAGAACUAGGAAAUGCUGAGCUGUUUUUUAAGCAAAAAAAAAAAAUACACACAACAAAAGCCCCCAACGUGUCAAUUUCCAACCUAAUUGUAGUCUUAAAGCGAGCUGGCCAAAUUGCUCGCAACUUUAUCGGUGUUUAUUAUUAUUUUCUGUGAAUGGGUUUACAUUCCGCUUUGUUUUGAAGUUUGAUCGAAGAAACCCCAUAAGAUCCCCCUUUUGUAGCCUCAGAAAACGCCCACAGAACUGUAAGACACCGCUCGUGGAUUUAUAUGCUUAAAAACUUUGAAAUAAGCUAUCAAUCCUAAGCAAUAGGCCUAUGUAAGGUUCUCGUUAUUGUGUUUACUUGACUUUUUCUGAUUAUUUUGUCUUCGCUUUUCUAUGCUGACCUGUUGGGUUGUAUGGUGCAGGGUUUCAGUGGGCUGUGCUUUGUCUGAAAGAGGAAGGGGGUUAAAAAAAAAAACUUACAGGAUUCCUUGAGAAGAGCCUACUCUUAAUCUAGC
Molecule: messenger RNA, 3056 nt
Organism: Perca flavescens (yellow perch)
Lineage: Eukaryota; Metazoa; Chordata; Actinopteri; Perciformes; Percidae
Gene: skida1
Product: SKI/DACH domain containing 1
Exons: 1
Coding region: 68-2575 (835 amino acids)
Source: RefSeq, a predicted model, not a curated record